AUGAAGUGGACUGAUAAUGUGGUUAGGCUUCUUAUAGCUAUUGUUGCUUGCGUGGGUGAUGAUGGUACGCUUGAAAGUGGCGAGGGGCUUAAGAGGAAAUCUGGGAUUUUACAGAAGAAGGGUAAGUGGAAGACUGUAUCGAAAAUAAUGAUUAGUAAAGGUUGUCACGUGUCUCCUCAGCAGUGUGAGGACAAGUUUAAUGACUUGAACAAGAGAGGAUACCUGAUUGCCAUGAUCUCGAUCUCCAAGGUUAUUCUUUACCUCUUGGGAGGGGCUCAAAAGACAAUAAUGGAUCCGAUGAAGAAGAGGCUGAAGAAAACCAUGAUACCGAGGAUGAUGAAUUAG
Molecule: messenger RNA, 345 nt
Organism: Prunus armeniaca (apricot)
Lineage: Eukaryota; Viridiplantae; Streptophyta; Magnoliopsida; Rosales; Rosaceae
Source: the annotation of a GenBank genome assembly